UCUUUUUUCCUAGUAAAGUAGGGACUUAGGGAGUACUCCGUAUGGAGGAAGAACUGAAGAAGUACUCCGUAUCUUAUUUCUCUCUACCAUCACUGGACUGUAUACGAAGUUUAUUCACGGGAUAAUGGAUCGCAAUAACCUACUUUCACCACUCGUUCCUUCAUGGACAUCGGCUGCCAUGCUACUCUCCUUCUUCGUUUAUCUGGGGAUUGCUGGAUCUGUUCUUCCCGGAAAGCUCGUUCCUGGAGUCAUUUUGUCCGAUGGCACUCGCCUCAAGUAUCGUUGCAAUGGUUUGUUAUCACUUCUUCUGUUAGUUUUACUACUUGGAUUUGGAGCAGGGAUAAAUCUUGUACCGCCCACUGCAAUAGCAGACAAAGGGAUUGAAAUCUUGUCAAUGACAUUUAUAUUCAGUUUUUUGCACUCUAUGUUGUUGGAUUCAAGUGCAAAGGUUGCAGCUCAUCUAUGAAGCCUCAUGUAACAGGAAACAUUAUCAAUGACUGUGUGUGAUGUCCUCUUCACUCUCUCCCUUUUUCGGGAUGGCAGAGCACAAAUGCUGUAAAGUUCUUCAACUCUUUGCUCGCCAUUGUUGACUCACACUCUCCCCUCAUUGUGCUUCCUGCUAGAACUUUACUAGAGAUAUGUGGUCUUAGAAGUUAGAACAGUUAAUUAGCAAAUCUAUUGUUUACGAUGUGCUUGAGCCGUGGGUCUCUUGGAAUGAGCCUCUCUACUUUCGAGUAGAGGCAAGGAUACCUGAGUGAUUGCACCGACUCUAGUAUUAUCUUCAAUAAAGGAGAAAUCUUCUG
Molecule: messenger RNA, 803 nt
Organism: Cuscuta campestris
Lineage: Eukaryota; Viridiplantae; Streptophyta; Magnoliopsida; Solanales; Convolvulaceae
Source: the annotation of a GenBank genome assembly